This is a messenger RNA of Xylaria bambusicola, 1678 nucleotides long. RefSeq names its product terpenoid cyclases/protein prenyltransferase alpha-alpha toroid. Gene Ontology annotation, molecular function: Rab geranylgeranyltransferase activity. Gene Ontology annotation, cellular component: Rab-protein geranylgeranyltransferase complex. The record is from RefSeq and is a predicted model, not a curated record. Gene Ontology annotation, biological process: protein geranylgeranylation. The transcript has 2 exons. Bases 154 to 1143 code for a protein of 329 amino acids. Lineage: Eukaryota; Fungi; Ascomycota; Sordariomycetes; Xylariales; Xylariaceae.
UAGGUUCCCCUCCCACCCCACCUCUCACUUCUUCUUCCUCACCAUGGUCGACAAUCAGUUGGCGAAUAUCGUCAACCCAUGUGUUUGAUACUAUCAUCCUAAGAACCAAGGUACUUGGAGCCCAUAGUUUGAGUAAGCCUCAUAGUCCCAGAGAUGGCGGGCUUGAAUCAACUACCAGAGGAACUACAGCUUGCCACAGCCCAACACGUCAAGUAUAUACAAAGUCUAGACACAAGAAAGGACGAGUACGAUUACUGGCUUACCGAGCAUCUGCGUUUAAAUGGGCUCUACUGGGGAUUGACUGCACUACACCUCCUCAGGCAUCCCAAUGCGCUUCCUCGAGACGAGACAGUCGACUUUGUCUUAUCAUGUCAACAUGAAAAUGGGGGGUUCGGUGCUGCACCAGGCCACGAUGCACACAUGCUCUACACCGUCAGCGCUGUGCAGAUUCUUGCUCUGGUCGACGCCUUUGACGAGCUUGAGACGCGCGGCACCGGCAAGCUGAAGGUUGCGCAAUUCAUGGCAGGACUACAGGAUCGAGAAAAGGGCACCUUCGCUGGUGACGAAUGGGGAGAAGAAGACACUCGCUUCCUGUACGGAGCACUGAAUGCCUUAUCCCUUCUUGACAUGCUACAUCUAGUCGACGUCGACAAGGCAGUGAAACACGUUGCUGCUUGCGCCAACUUCGACGGCGGAUAUGGUGUCAACCCGGGCGACGAGUCGCAUUCCGGUCAGAUCUUCACCUGUGUAGCUGCGCUUACUAUAGCCAAGAGACAAGACCUGAUCGAUGUAGACAGGCUAGCUGGGUGGUUGAGCGAGCGACAGCUUCCAAACGGUGGCUUGAACGGCCGACCAGAGAAGAAAGAAGACGUUUGCUAUAGCUGGUGGGUCUUGAGUAGUCUCUCGAUGAUUGACCGCGCACACUGGAUCGAUCGAGAGAAACUCAUCGGCUUCAUCCUGCAAUCUCAAGAUAUCGAGAAUGGCGGCAUAUCGGACCGACCUGGUAACAUGGUCGAUGUCUGGCAUACGCUUUUCGGUCUCACCGGCUUGAGCCUUUUAGGUUACCCCGGUCUGGAUGAUAUUGACCCUGUGUACUGCCUACCAAAAUCCACGAUUCAGCGUAUAAUAGGCAAGCAGACUUAGACCAAUCCAAAGGAGCGAGAUACGCUGUUUGCCAUGUUAGAUGAACUAUUUUUGACUUUCCAAUACACUCAUCCAACUAGAAUAAAACGCAUAUCCCCACUCUUGUGGCUGGUUAACCUCACCUCUUGCUACACAUUCAACUCCAUGGCUUUGGAGUGGAGAUAAAGGAGAAGUAGGAUCCAUCCCCAGACGUUUAGUGUUGUGCCGGGGCAGAAAACGCAUGUGAUGUCCAUGAUUAAGCAAAGCAUAUUGUACACCAGUCAGUAGGCUAUCAAGCCAUUCAUGUAAAGUCAUUAUAUAUCAUUGAGACAUGUACUUGCAAUGAGAUAAUGUUCCAGUCGAGUGCAACGUUGAUUUAUACAGUCAUUAGGGUGUCGCACUCCACUGAUCAUUCGAUUUUUCUUCAUGUCCCGGAGUCUCUUGGAAUAAAACAUUUGUCCUAAGUGAAUAACUACUUGGGUAUACCAAUCAUCAGACAUCUCAUGGGGAGUUAUCGACCUUGCUGAGAAAAUGAUAGCAUGGUGACAGCUAAAGG